UCAUGCGACAGGCUCCACUCGAGCCGGGAGCGCAUCUGUGCUGCUUCAGAGGACCCUUCUUCAUCUCCUCACCAAAGAUCUGUCCAAAUGCAUUUAGGACCAGAAUCUGUAGCUGCCGGCAUCUUUUUCAAAUAGACUGAGCCACAUUCCAAAGGCAACCCAUUACGUAACUUGUAAAUAUUAAAUAGUAGGUUAUUUUUGUCAUUUCUUCGAGCUUACUUACAAGGUGAAUCAACGAGCAUUCUCUCCGAAUGAAGACAUCACCACCUCAUUCCUAACACAGAAAGUUAUUUAUUUCAAACACGGUUUCGGUAAAAAGGCUGCUCCUUCCUUCGCUGGGGACACGUCCAGGAGAACCAGGUGGCCUGAGCGAAGCACGGCCUCAUCCCCAAUUCAAGCAAACUCCUGGACAACAUCGCCACGUCAGAGCCUUCACCUGCACAGGCUAAAAAUGCCCCUUUUUGGCUGGAUGAAAUGGCCAAAGUACGAGUCCUACAAACCCACACACUACCCUGACUCAGAUGUAGUGACAAAGACUCUGCUUCGGGAAUUGAAAUGGCAUCUGAAGGAACGAGAGAGGUUAUUACAAGAGAUCGAAAAUGAGGAGAAAGUGAAGAAAACAGGUGUGGACUACAAUUGGCUGAGAAACUACCAGAAUCCCCACGCAACCAUCCCUGCUUCCGAACAAAGACAACUCCAAGUUCUUUGCUCACAGGUUCGACCCUGUCAAACUGCAACUAUUCUCAGCAGAUUUCGAGAAGUUUUGGCAGAAAACGAUGUACUGCCAUGGGAAAUUGUCUACAUCUUCAAGCAAGUUCUGAAAGACUUCCUGAGCAGCGCUGACGGAGGCAGUCAGCAAGAGGGCCUGGCAGAGCCCCGGGGCACAGGCUGCCCUGCCCGCUCUGCGGUCCCAGGGGCACGCUCCAGGCCUCCGGACAAAGACGAAAUACCCACUAUUUCAAGCUACGUGGACAGGAACACCAGGAACAGGCUCCCAACAUUCUCACACCGAAUAUGGAACCUGCCACGUUAUGACCCGUCCAGUUAAACUGCUCGCCACCAGAGGGUCCUUGUGACCGGCCCAGCGUCAGAACUCUUAACAUUAAGAACAGGAGACAGAGAUGUGACUUAAUGGUAUUUUGCUGCAAGAUGAAAAGUUAAAAUCCCUGUGGAUGUAGCCUAUGUUUUAAAUAGUGUUCCUUUUUUAAUCACUCUAAAAAUGCAAUGUUUUCAUUGAACAGUAUGCUUUUAACUAAAAUAUUUCCUAAAUAUUUUGAAAAAAACGUUUGACGUAUUUUCCUACACCUCAAACACAUAUCACAGGAACAUUGUAUUUUGAAAUUUGAAAUACAAAAUUUGUAUGAAGUAUGCAACUUGACAAAACAACUGGGACAUUACCUUUGACUCUGACUCUAAAAGGAAGCUGUGUAUAGACUAAAA
Molecule: messenger RNA, 1440 nt
Organism: Phacochoerus africanus (Common warthog)
Lineage: Eukaryota; Metazoa; Chordata; Mammalia; Artiodactyla; Suidae
Gene: RD3L
Product: RD3 like
Exons: 3
Coding region: 452-1048 (198 amino acids)
Source: RefSeq, a predicted model, not a curated record